AUGCACUCGCGGAGACGGGCGGGCGCCGGGAGGACGCGGACGCUGAGGGGACAGCGGGCGCACGGCGGCCGCGCCAUCGUCUCCGGGCUGGUCAGGCCCCUGGACCCCACCCCGACGCCGGGCGGCGGCGGGCGAGGGGAGCUGUCGGCACGGCACGGACGCAACACGGACCGAGCGGGAUGCGGCCCCGCCGACUGGGGGAGGCGGGCGCCGCGCCUGGAUCGGGUCGCUACAGAGGGCGACGGAACACCGGACGAACGCGGGGGGAAGAGGAGGCGUCCGCUCCGCCUGAACACCGGGGUCGGCCGGCCCGCGGAGGGCCCUCCCCGACGCGACCGUCGUUGCCCGUGGGCCCCGGACGUGGCGUUUCACCGAACGCGGGGUCCGCCCCACCGCGGGGAAGUCCCCACCCUCACUCCCGCGAGUCUCUGGAAAACGCUGCCGCGGCCACGGGAGCACAGGGGCCGCUCGAGGGUUCUCGGGUCCCGGAGCCGGGGUCGCAGCCCGCCGCCAGCCGCUCGCCCACCUCGCUUGCUCCUCUCCCGGCAGAGACCCGAAGGCCGGCGGGAUCGGACGAGGCUGCUCACCGCUUCUCUUAGGGAACCCGAAGCGUACGACGCAGCGCGCCUGCCCUGCCGCAGUGGGUCCACACUGACCGGGGAGCGCGGUUGGGUCGUCUUCUGCGGUUCUCCAGAGGGUCCUGAAAACCCUGUCGCCAAUAAUCUGCAGGCGCCUGCCGUCCCGACCCGGCAUCACGGGCCGGUGGCUGAGCCGCCGGCGCCGCCGCUCCGACAAGACGGCGCCGCCUCGGAAGCCCCUCCUUGGGGCUGCUGCGAAUUCACUCCGAUAGGUGGCGUCCGCGGCUCCCCUGCCGUGCCGGUCUACCCGUAG
Messenger RNA from Zootoca vivipara (common lizard), 891 nucleotides. The record is from RefSeq and is a predicted model, not a curated record. Lineage: Eukaryota; Metazoa; Chordata; Lepidosauria; Squamata; Lacertidae.